This is a messenger RNA of Aspergillus melleus, 270 nucleotides long. RefSeq lists its product as uncharacterized. The record is from RefSeq and is a predicted model, not a curated record. The transcript has a single exon. Lineage: Eukaryota; Fungi; Ascomycota; Eurotiomycetes; Eurotiales; Aspergillaceae. The coding region runs from base 1 to 270 and encodes 89 amino acids.
AUGACGGAGUUCUUGCCUCAAAACUACGAGUUCAUGUCCUGGUUCACAUCGACAAACCCGACAUCAUUCUUCACCAGAUACGUCACCUGCAUGAAAAUGCUCAUGGACAAGGAGAAGGAGGAGAUUGUUGGCAACGUCAAUAUGUUCAAUGACACCGUAAGAGAAACGAUUGGCUCGAAUCGCAAGUCUAUCAAGAAGUGUAAGACGGAGGAGGAGCGUUCUCAGGCGCUUAUUGAAAUUUCCGACGUGCAUCUCACGGAGGAGAAGUAG